This is a messenger RNA of Staurois parvus, 198 nucleotides long. The record is from the annotation of a GenBank genome assembly. Lineage: Eukaryota; Metazoa; Chordata; Amphibia; Anura; Ranidae.
AUGCAUAAUAGUGAAGAGAUUCAACUGUAUGACAGUUAUCCCAGUGACAGAGUCAGGAUCUAUCUGGAUUAUGAGGCUGGGUGGAUCUCCUUUUGGGCUAUGUGUGACCUGAUCCGACACCUCCACACCUUCACCACAACCUUCUCUGAGCCCCUUUAUGCUGCAUUCGGAGUAUGGAAGGGCUGUGUUAGGAUAUGA